This is a messenger RNA of Neomonachus schauinslandi (Hawaiian monk seal), 6600 nucleotides long. RefSeq names its product thyroid hormone receptor interactor 12 (gene TRIP12). Gene Ontology annotation, molecular function: zinc ion binding; ubiquitin protein ligase activity. NCBI's taxonomy places the organism in Eukaryota, Metazoa, Chordata, Mammalia, Carnivora, Phocidae. Bases 156 to 6254 code for a protein of 2032 amino acids. Gene Ontology annotation, cellular component: nuclear speck. The record is from RefSeq and is a predicted model, not a curated record. Gene Ontology annotation, biological process: regulation of double-strand break repair; DNA damage response; protein polyubiquitination. The transcript is spliced from 43 exons.
GAGCCGCCGCCGCCGCCGCCGCCGCCGCCGGGGGGGGGUGGGGGGAGCGAGUGGAAGUUACUGCCGCGCCACCGAGUCCGGACCGGAGACUUUGGGGCCCAACUAGUGAAUGGUAGUGUCUAGAAAGGGUAUGUCCCUUCAAGAGAGAGGUGCCAAUGUCCAACCGGCCUAAUAACAAUCCAGGGGGGUCACUGCGACGUUCACAGAGGAACACUGCCGGGGCCCAACCACAAGACGACUCGAUAGGAGGAAGGUCACAUUUAGGGCAGGCAAAACAUAAGGGAUAUAGCCCUCCUGAGAGUAGAAAAUCUAAUUCUAAGGCACCCAAAGUGCAGUCUAAUACUUCUGAACUGUCAAGGGGACACCUUUCUAAAAGAAGCUGCAGUUCAUCAUCUGCUGUCAUAGUUCCACAACCAGAGGAUCCAGACAGAGCCAAUACUUCAGAAAGGCAAAAAACGGGGCAGGUGCCUAAGAAAGACAAUUCUCGAGGAGUGAAACGCAGUGCUAGUCCAGACUACAACAGGACCAAUUCUCCUAGCUCUGCCAAAAAACCAAAAGCACUUCAGCAUACUGAAUCUCCCUCUGAAACAAAUAAGCCACAUAGUAAGUCAAAGAAGAGACAUUUAGACCAGGAGCAACAACUGAAAUCUGCACCAUCGCCCUCAACAAGUAAGGCUCAUACCAGAAAGAGUGGGGCCGCUGGCAGUUCACGGAGUCAGAAAAGAAAGAGGACAGAGAGUUCUUGUAUAAAAAGUGGUUCUGUGUCUGAGUCAACUGGUGCCGAAGAGAGAUCUGCAAAACCCACCAAGCUGGCUUCAAAAUCCGCCGCCUCGGCCAAAGCUGGGUGCAGCGCCAUCACUGAUUCUUCCUCCGCUGCCUCUACUUCCUCCUCCUCUUCUGCCGUUGCCUCGGCCUCCUCCACUGUACCACCAGGGGCCAGGGUGAAACAAGGAAAAGACCAGAACAAGGCCAGGCGUUCCCGUUCAGCAUCCAGUCCCAGUCCCAGAAGAAGUAGCAGGGAAAAGGAACAGAGGUCUUCUAAGUCAGAGACCUCAAAACCUGGACCUUCUGGAUUACAGGCCAAAUUAGCAAGUUUAAGAAAAUCUACCAAGAAGCGCAGUGAAUCCCCACCUGCUGAGCUCCCCAGUUUGAGGCGGAGCACUCGCCAAAAGACCACGGGCUCCUGUGCUAGCGCCAGCCGGCGAGGCUCUGGCCUGGGCAAGAGAGGAGCAGCUGAAGCUCGUCGACAGGAGAAAAUGGCGGACCCUGAAAGCAGCCAGGAGACAGUGAAUUCUUCCGCUGCUCGGACAGACGAAACUCCCCAAGGAGCUGCAGCCUCUAGUUCUGUUGCAGGGGCUGUGGGCAUGACCACCUCUGGGGAAAGUGAAUCCGAUGAUUCCGAGAUGGGACGAUUACAAGCUUUGUUAGAGGCCAGGGGUCUUCCUCCUCAUCUGUUUGGCCCGCUCGGUCCUCGGAUGUCGCAACUUUUCCAUAGAACAAUUGGAAGCGGAGCUAGCUCCAAGGCCCAGCAGCUUCUGCAAGGACUACAAGCAAGUGAUGAAAGCCAGCAACUCCAGGCAGUUAUUGAAAUGUGUCAGUUAUUGGUUAUGGGAAAUGAGGAGACGCUGGGAGGGUUUCCUGUCAAGAGUGUCGUUCCAGCUUUGAUAACAUUACUUCAGAUGGAGCAUAAUUUCGAUAUUAUGAACCAUGCUUGUCGAGCCUUAACAUACAUGAUGGAAGCACUUCCUCGAUCAUCUGCUGUUGUAGUAGAUGCAAUUCCCGUCUUUUUAGAAAAGCUGCAGGUUAUUCAGUGUAUCGAUGUGGCGGAGCAGGCCCUGACUGCCUUGGAGAUGUUGUCCCGAAGACACAGUAAAGCCAUUCUACAGGCGGGUGGUUUGGCAGACUGCUUGCUGUAUCUAGAAUUCUUCAGCAUAAAUGCCCAAAGAAAUGCACUAGCAAUUGCAGCCAAUUGCUGCCAGAGUAUCACGCCAGAUGAAUUUCAUUUUGUGGCAGAUUCCCUCCCAUUGCUUACCCAAAGGCUAACCCAUCAGGACAAAAAGUCAGUCGAAAGCACUUGCCUUUGUUUUGCACGUCUAGUGGACAACUUCCAACAUGAGGAGAAUUUACUCCAGCAGGUUGCCUCUAAAGAUCUGCUUACAAAUGUUCAACAGCUAUUGGUAGUGACUCCACCCAUUUUAAGUUCUGGGAUGUUCAUUAUGGUGGUUCGCAUGUUUUCUCUGAUGUGUUCCAACUGCCCAACUUUAGCUGUCCAACUUAUGAAGCAAAACAUUGCAGAGACACUUCACUUUCUCCUGUGCGGUGCCGCUAAUGGAAGCUGUCAAGAACAGAUUGAUCUUGUUCCACGAAGUCCUCAAGAACUAUAUGAACUGACAUCUCUGAUUUGCGAACUUAUGCCAUGUUUACCAAAAGAAGGCAUUUUUGCAGUUGAUACCAUGCUGAAGAAGGGAAAUGCGCAGAACACAGAUGGCGCGAUAUGGCAGUGGCGUGACGACCGAGGCCUUUGGCAUCCCUAUAACAGGAUUGACAGCCGGAUCAUUGAGGCAGCCCAUCAGGUCGGUGAGGAUGAGAUAAGCUUGUCCACUCUGGGACGAGUUUAUACUAUUGAUUUUAAUUCUAUGCAGCAAAUCAAUGAGGACACGGGAACAGCACGUGCCAUUCAGAGAAAACCUAACCCCUUAGCCAAUACUAACACUAGUGGAUAUUCAGAGUUAAAGAAGGAUGAUGCUCGAGCACAGCUUAUGAAAGAGGAUCCGGAACUGGCUAAGUCUUUUAUUAAGACAUUAUUUGGUGUUCUUUAUGAAGUGUAUAGUUCCUCAGCAGGACCUGCGGUCAGACAUAAGUGCCUUAGAGCAAUUCUUAGGAUAAUUUAUUUUGCGGAUGCUGAACUUCUGAAGGAUGUCCUGAAAAAUCAUGCUGUUUCAAGUCACAUUGCUUCCAUGCUGUCAAGCCAAGACCUGAAGAUAGUAGUUGGAGCACUUCAGAUGGCAGAAAUCUUAAUGCAGAAGUUACCUGAUAUUUUUAGUGUUUACUUCAGAAGAGAAGGUGUAAUGCAUCAAGUAAAACACUUAGCAGAAUCAGAGUCUUUGUUGACAAGUCCACCAAAGGCAUGUACGAAUGGGUCGGGAUCCUUGGGGUCCACGACGUCAGUCAGCAGCGGAACAGCCACGGCCGCCACUAACGCUGCGGCUGACUUGGGGUCCCCCAGCUUGCAGCACAGCAGAGAUGAUUCUUUAGAUCUGAGCCCUCAAGGUCGAUUAAGUGAUGUUCUAAAGAGAAAACGGCUGCCAAAACGAGGGCCAAGAAGGCCAAAGUAUUCACCUCCAAGAGAUGAUGACAAAGUAGACAAUCAAGCUAAAAGCCCUACCACUACUCAGUCACCUAAGUCUUCUUUCCUGGCAAGCUUGAACCCAAAAACGUGGGGACGGUUAAGUGCACAGUCCAACAGCAACAACAUUGAACCAGCACGAACUGCGGGAGUUAGUGGUCUUGCCAGGGCCGCCUCAAAGGACACCAUAUCCAAUAAUAGAGAAAAAAUUAAAGGUUGGAUUAAGGAACAGGCGCAUAAGUUUGUAGAGCGUUACUUCAGUUCUGAGAACAUGGAUGGAAGCAACCCUGCACUGAAUGUCCUUCAGAGACUUUGUGCUGCAACUGAACAACUCAACCUCCAGGUGGAUGGUGGAGCUGAGUGCCUUGUAGAAAUCCGUAGCAUAGUCUCAGAGUCCGAUGUUUCAUCGUUUGAAAUCCAACAUAGUGGAUUCGUGAAGCAGCUCUUGCUUUAUUUGACAUCUAAAAGUGAAAAGGAUGCUGUGAGCAGAGAGAUCAGAUUAAAGAGAUUCCUUCAUGUAUUCUUUUCUUCCCCACUUCCUGGAGAAGAGCCCAUUGGAAGAGUAGAACCAGUGGGUAAUGCUCCUUUGUUGGCAUUAGUUCACAAGAUGAACAACUGCCUCAGCCAGAUGGAGCAGUUUCCAGUCAAAGUACAUGACUUCCCCAGUGGAAAUGGGACCGGAGGCAGAGGAUCACAGGCUUUAAAAUUUUUCAACACACAUCAGUUAAAAUGCCAGUUACAAAGACAUCCAGACUGUGCGAACGUGAAGCAGUGGAAAGGCGGGCCGGUCAAGAUCGAUCCCCUGGCUUUGGUACAAGCUAUCGAGAGAUACCUUGUAGUUAGAGGGUAUGGAAGAGUACGAGAAGAUGAUGAAGACAGUGACGAUGAUGGCUCUGACGAGGAAAUAGACGAGUCUCUGGCCGCUCAGUUCUUAAAUUCCGGCAAUGUAAGGCACAGGCUACAGUUCUACAUUGGAGAGCAUUUGCUACCGUAUAAUAUGACCGUGUAUCAGGCAGUCCGGCAGUUCAGUAUCCAGGCCGAGGACGAGCGGGAGUCCACGGACGAUGAGAGCAACCCUCUGGGGAGAGCUGGUAUUUGGACAAAGACUCAUACAAUAUGGUACAAACCCGUGAGAGAGGAUGAAGAAAGUAAUAAAGAUUGUGUUGGUGGUAAAAGAGGAAGAGCCCAAACAGCUCCAACAAAAACAUCCCCUAGAAAUGCAAAAAAGCACGAUGAGUUAUGGCAUGAUGGAGUGUGCCCAUCGGUAUCAAAUCCUUUAGAAGUUUACCUCAUAUCCACACCACCUGAAAAUAUAACUUUUGAAGACCCGUCAUUAGAUGUGAUUCUUCUUUUAAGAGUUUUACAUGCCAUCAGUCGAUACUGGUAUUACUUGUAUGAAAAUGCAAUGUGCAAGGAGAUUAUUCCAACUAGUGAAUUUAUUAACAGUAAGUUGACAGCAAAAGCAAAUAGGCAGCUUCAAGAUCCUUUAGUAAUCAUGACAGGAAACAUCCCAACAUGGCUUACUGAACUAGGAAAAACCUGCCCAUUUUUCUUCCCUUUUGAUACCCGGCAAAUGCUUUUUUACGUAACUGCAUUUGAUCGGGACCGAGCAAUGCAAAGAUUACUUGAUACCAACCCAGAAAUCAACCAGUCUGAUUCUCAAGAUAGCAGAGUUGCACCUAGAUUGGAUAGAAAAAAACGUACUGUGAACAGAGAGGAGCUGCUGAAGCAAGCGGAGUCUGUGAUGCAAGAUCUGGGUAGCUCCCGGGCCAUGUUAGAAAUCCAGUAUGAAAAUGAGGUUGGUACAGGUCUUGGGCCUACACUGGAGUUUUAUGCACUUGUAUCUCAGGAACUACAGAGAGCUGACUUGGGUCUCUGGAGAGGUGAAGAAGUGACUCUUAGCAAUCCAAAAGGAAGCCAAGAAGGGACCAAGUAUAUUCAAAACCUCCAGGGCCUGUUUGCGCUUCCCUUUGGUAGGACGGCUAAGCCAGCUCACAUCGCAAAGGUUAAGAUGAAGUUUCGCUUCUUAGGAAAAUUAAUGGCCAAGGCUAUCAUGGAUUUCAGAUUGGUGGACCUUCCCCUUGGCUUACCCUUUUAUAAGUGGAUGCUGAGGCAGGAAACUUCACUGACAUCGCAUGAUUUGUUUGACAUUGACCCGGUUGUAGCCAGAUCAGUGUAUCACCUAGAAGACAUUGUCAGACAGAAGAAAAGACUUGAACAAGAUAAAUCCCAGACCAAAGAGAGUCUACAAUAUGCAUUAGAAACCCUGACUAUGAAUGGCUGCUCAGUUGAAGAUCUAGGAUUGGAUUUCACUCUGCCAGGGUUUCCCAACAUCGAACUGAAAAAAGGAGGAAAGGAUAUACCAGUCACCAUCCACAAUUUAGAGGAGUAUCUAAGACUGGUUAUAUUCUGGGCACUAAACGAAGGCGUUUCCAGGCAAUUCGAUUCCUUCAGAGAUGGAUUUGAAUCCGUCUUCCCACUUAGUCAUCUUCAGUACUUCUACCCGGAAGAACUGGAUCAGCUCUUGUGUGGCAGUAAAGCAGACACUUGGGAUGCAAAGACGCUGAUGGAAUGCUGCAGGCCAGAUCAUGGUUAUACUCAUGACAGUCGGGCUGUGAAGUUCUUGUUUGAGAUUCUCAGUAGUUUUGAUAAUGAGCAGCAGAGGUUAUUUCUCCAGUUUGUGACAGGUAGCCCAAGAUUGCCUGUUGGAGGCUUCCGGAGUUUGAAUCCACCUUUGACAAUUGUCCGGAAGACAUUCGAAUCAACAGAAAACCCCGAUGACUUCUUGCCCUCUGUCAUGACGUGCGUGAACUAUCUUAAGUUGCCGGACUACUCGAGCAUUGAGAUAAUGCGUGAGAAACUGUUGAUUGCAGCCAGAGAAGGGCAGCAGUCGUUCCAUCUUUCCUGAUCACAACGAGAAUUGCAGCGUCUGCCUGUUACAGCAAAAGAAAAAAAUCAUGAUUUCUUUUCUAAAUGUAUCACCUGAGUCAAGGAAACAUGUUACGCCUUCUUGUUGUAGGAAAAACGGCUUGCAGAUUAUACAAGAGACACUUGGUUGAUAUUCAUUAAUGGCCCCAUGGACUUAAAAGUGAUCAGGCCCUAAAACGUUGUUGUGAUGAGGUUUCUUUAGCAAGUUCUUGUUUAAAUUAUCAUUUAUUUGAUGAGUGAAGUUUUUAACUUGCUUUGCUGUGUGAAAUUUAAAAAAAAGGGAUGUUUUUCCAGGCUGAAACAAUAAAUGUCGCUGUGCAGUUUAA